UCGACCCUCUCCUCAGUCCUCUCUUCUCCAACAACACACCCUCUCCAGUCUCGUCUUCUUGAAAGUUAAAACUUGGAACCCACCCAAUUUCUUCUUUACACUCUUCAUCACUUCAAACUCCGGCUGAAAACAAAGACCCCAAAGGACUAACCAAUGGCACCAAAACUGUCCCCACAUACUGUUCUGGCAUUCUGCUUCGUUCUGAUGCCCAGUUUUGUCGUUUCACAACAACCGCUCAACUCAGCCGAACAAGAAGCCGUAUACCAGGUCCUCCAUUCCAUCAACCCGGAGGUUCCCUGGCGCUCUCUCUUCCCCGACGAUUUAUGCUCCUCCGCUCCACACGGAGUCGUUUGCGACUUCUUCGAUGACAAUGCCACCGUUUCUUCACAUAUCACAGAGCUAAGUUUCGGCUACGUCUCCGACUACUCUCCUAACCCACCAUGCACGCCCGACUCAACUCUCAAUGCGUCCCUUUUCUCACCCUUCACUCACCUAAGAAAACUCUUUUUCUAUAAAUGCCUCACUGAAACCAGUGUUCCUUUGCCUGAUUUUUCCUCUCUCGGGCCUUCUCUGGAAGAACUUGUGUUCGUUGAAAACCCUUCUCUUCUUGGGUCUCUCAGCGGAAGAAUGAGUACCUUAACGAGCUUGAGGAGGCUAGUUCUGACCGGGACAAAUGUAUCUGGAAACAUCCCUGAUGGGUUUGGAAAUUUGAUCAACCUCGAGCAGCUCACGCUGUCGAGAAACAACUUCUCCGGCGAGAUUUCUCUAAAUUUUCAGAAGUUGAAAAAACUGAAAGUUCUUGAUUUGAGUCAAAACAGGCUUCGGGGGAAUGUUCCCCGAUCAUUGGGGAAUGGAUCGAUUGAACUGUUGAAGCUUGACUUGAGCUUUAAUGCGUUUUCGGGAAAAAUCCCAGAUAAUUUGAAAAGUUUGAAGAAUUUGGAGUUUCUGGAUCUGAGUUACAAUCGAUUUGGCAAUUUCGGGCUGCCGUUAUUUUUGGGAGAGAUGCCCAGCUUGAAGGAAGUGUACUUGAGCGGGAAUCUGCUCGGUGGGAGGAUCCCGGAGAUGUGGGAAAACCUGAGGGGUAUUUUGGGAAUGGGAUUAUCCGGCAAUGGUCUUGUUGGGAAUAUUCCAGCUUCGAUGGGGGUAAACUUGAGAAACCUGUGUUACCUGGGGCUUGACAAUAACAAGCUGGAAGGGACAGUGCCUGAGGAGUUUGGGUUAUUGGAAUCCGUGAGGGAGCUAAAUUUGGAGAACAACUAUUUGAGUGGCAAAGUCCCAUUUUCUGCGAAGUUUGUGGCUAAAAUCGGGGAUAAGUUAAAGUUGGACGGCAAUCCUGAACUCUGUGCUGACCAGGAGUUGAGGUCUGCUAAAGUUGGCUCUAGCGUGGGAAAAUUAAAGCCGUGCAACAAGCCAUAUAUUCCCACAUAUGCCCUUCUGCAUGGGGAUUCUCCACACCAGUCUUCUGCAUCUUGUCUGUCGAUGCUCAGUGGAUUUGUGUUUCUACUUUGGUUAUACAUGGACAUACAUUUGACUGUCAGCUGAACAAAGACCGUAGUUCCAACAGCACACAAAUUAUAGCACUAGUGACUUUGUUCAUAUGAAACUUUUUGGGCUUCAAGUUAGUUUUUUUUUUUUUUCUAAACUUUUUUUUUUGGGGUAAUACUACUGUUAUUAGU
Coffea eugenioides is the source of this 1676-nucleotide messenger RNA. Its product is annotated as receptor like protein 29-like. NCBI's taxonomy places the organism in Eukaryota, Viridiplantae, Streptophyta, Magnoliopsida, Gentianales, Rubiaceae. The transcript has a single exon. Bases 154 to 1542 code for a protein of 462 amino acids. Gene Ontology annotation, molecular function: protein binding. The record is from RefSeq and is a predicted model, not a curated record.